CCUCGCUGAGCCAAUGGCUCAGCGCCUACUUCUCCGAACUGGCAACGGUCUAGCAGCAUCUCAGCAGCUCUUCUAAACUCUGCUGACUCGAUGGAAGAGUUUACCUAACCACACGCGAGCACCUACAUCCUUAUCACCGAUCCUACUUGCACGGUCUUUACCGCAUACUUUCUGUUACAGAGGCCCCCCUAAUAUAUCUACAUGGAUUACACCAUCAUUGAUUACGUUGAUUGCAGGGGCCAGCCCGAGAGAUUCUACCAAGAACCGGUCGGUACCCCAAAGCGCAUCAAGCCUGUAUUCGAUAUACGUUUCUUCCAGAGCGCGUACUAUCUGGAUGGUGAACUUGCCGGUGCCAUCGCAGGCACAAUCAAGCUCAAUAUCACUGAUCAGCGGACUUUGGUGGUCUGCGGCAUUAUGGAGCGCGCAUACCCUAUGGACACUAGAGCUCCCGCGAUCCAAUCAACAACGGUUGAAAAGGAGAUGGACGCGGAGUUGAAGUCGACAUCGGAUGAAAAGAAAAAGUACCGCGAGAAUCCAAAAGAUGAGACGGCUGCAAUCGGGAACGAUAUCCAUUCUGUUCAAGAUGCCCAGGCGCCCUCAGACGGACAAAGUGAUACAGAUCUUGAAGCGAUGCCACAACCAGCCUUUCAGGAGGAGAGCAGUGACCAGGGUGAGGGGAGUCGACAGAAACCACGAGUCUACAUAGUCCCGCAACUUCGAGCAAAAGACAAGGGAAGGGGCCGACCCAAAGGGAUUUUGCGGAAGCCAGGUAGUGAGAACGACGAGCUUGAGAGUGACGAUGAUCAGCAAGAUCGAGCAGACUUCAAUGAGCGCAUGAAAACCUUCAUUUACACUGGUGAUCGACCAAAUCCCUCAACGACCUGGGUCUGGGUGUUGGCUGAGCGAAAGGUUGGCCCGUUCUUUCGCUCCUUCCGCUUUAAGAGACCGAUCAACUGGGAUGCCGCGCAAAGCCGCUUUAUGAAUGGCCUUCUUCUCCUCAGGCUUCCGGUGAUUGUGGGGCCUAAGAAACGGGUUCGUUUCAAGCUUGGUGAUGAUUAGGCUAGUGCGAUCUCAUGCUAUCUUGUACAGGGGCUAUAAUACUACGGAUUUGGGGUUGUCUUCGAUAUUCUUCAGUGGGUGUAC
Molecule: messenger RNA, 1143 nt
Organism: Aspergillus welwitschiae
Lineage: Eukaryota; Fungi; Ascomycota; Eurotiomycetes; Eurotiales; Aspergillaceae
Product: Hsp20/alpha crystallin family protein
Exons: 1
Coding region: 202-1059 (285 amino acids)
Source: RefSeq, a predicted model, not a curated record